CCUGCAAGUCGACCAUAAGUUUCCUCACCUCUUUCAGGUCCUGCACCUGGCGGCAGACCCGCGAUGUCGAAGCCCUUUCAAGGCAUUCCAGCAUCUUCGUCAGCUGCAAAUGACCAGCCAACCCCGGCCCUCCAUCUUCCGGGUGGAGGAUAUCUGGCCCAUCUUCCACCUUCCCGUGCGGGAUGUGUUGGCCUGGGAUGGCAUCGGAGCGCACGGAGCCGCACGGCUGCUGCAGGAGAAACGGGGCCAAUCCCCUAUCGAGAAACUGGACCUCACGAUAGGUGUCUGGCCUGGCACCACGGUGACGAUGCCCGACGUCGAAACAAUCCUGCAGCAGCCGAAAUUGUUGAGACGCCUGAAGCUGCGGUUCUGUUCCAUCCCGGCGUCGUUCGGCGUGUUCAUUGAGGGUCACUGGCGCAGUCUGGCUCGGUACCGGGACACGUUGGAGAGUUCGGCUAUCGAAACCAUCCGUCCAGUCUGGGAUGAGUGGGAUGGACUUCUCUUCCACCAAAGCGGCCUGUGCUCGGAAGGGGAUCAAGUUCCAGCUGCGCUCCUACCAUGCCGACGCCCUAUUGGAGGUCCAUGAUCCCAGCUACCGUCUACCCGAUGAUCAAAAACGGAACUAUCUAGAAGAAUAUAUGGGCAGUCCUUUCAACUCCGACCCGCUGGGCAAUUGGGUAGCCUUCGGAUGAUGAGUUUGACGGUUCUGGGUCUAGCGGCGACGAGCUUCCGACAAGAAUGAGUUUCUAUCAAACUAUCUGAGAUUUCAAACUCAGUGAAAAGUAUAGUAGGGCAAGGUUCAAUGCCAAUGGAAAUGUAUAUGUCGCUUCAUGGCGUGCGUAUCUAGGUAUGCAACAUGAGA
This is a messenger RNA of Aspergillus homomorphus CBS 101889, 862 nucleotides long. RefSeq lists its product as uncharacterized. The transcript has a single exon. The record is from RefSeq and is a predicted model, not a curated record. Lineage: Eukaryota; Fungi; Ascomycota; Eurotiomycetes; Eurotiales; Aspergillaceae. Bases 110 to 586 code for a protein of 158 amino acids.